Messenger RNA from Glarea lozoyensis ATCC 20868, 615 nucleotides. RefSeq lists its product as uncharacterized. The record is from RefSeq and is a predicted model, not a curated record. Bases 1 to 615 code for a protein of 204 amino acids. Lineage: Eukaryota; Fungi; Ascomycota; Leotiomycetes; Helotiales; Helotiaceae. The transcript has 3 exons.
AUGAAGCUCAACUUCUUUGUUCUCGCAGCUGCUGCAAUCCAAGUCACCUCCGCCCAGUUCACCUGGCGUUACUACCAAAGCGGAAGCUGCGGCGGUUCCAGCUCCAGCUGCAACAACCUAGGCUACAACAUCUGCUGUCUCGCCCCCUCCUCACCCCUCUUCUACCACAGCGUCAAGGUCUUCACCAACGGCCAAGCCGGCGUAGCCAUCUUCACCUACUCCAACAGCGGCGGCUGCAAUGGCUGUCAAUUCGCCGGAUCUCUGGACCACUGCUACAACAACGACAAUCCCUUCAACACCGGAUACGUUUCAACCUCCACAGCAUGCCGCCGCAUCGCAGCAGCCGAUGUCGAUGAGCGCACCCAGGCUCUCGACGGCUUGAUGGCCAAACAACCAUUCACGCACGCCUCUGCCCAACGUGCUUCGGAGUGCAAGAGCGUCGCCGAGCCCGAUACCGUUACCACCGCUUCGGGCAAACACUACGAUGUCACCGGCCCGCUCAAGGACGUUAUCACCGCUGACUUGGCGAACUUGUCUGGUGCUGAUUUCGAGGCGAAGUGGGUUUCCGUUUUGAGAACCCCGGAGAGUGCGAGGGCUCUUGGGCUUUCUGCUUAG